GACUUGUAUCAGGUUAAUUUGAUUCUUGAUAAUUUACCUGCUAUUCGGUUCACGCAGAAAGAGGGUUACUUCAUGAGAUGGACGGGGUUCCCUGUUGGUGUUAAGAUUGAUGAUGCAUAUUAUCUGUUUAACCACCUCAAGUUCAAUGUCCUUGUUCACAAGUAUGAGGAGACCAAUGUGGCUCGUGUAAUGGGGACUGGUGACGGUGCAGAAGUGAUCCCGGUUGGCAAGGAGGGAUCUUCUGAGAAUCCUGGAUACAUGGUUGUUGGGUUUGAGGUGAUUCCUUGCAGCAUUAUGCAUAAUGCUGAUUCUGUGAAAAACUUGAAGAUGUACAACAAGUAUCCCUCGUCUAUCCAAUGUGAUCCGGCCACUGUGGCAAUGCCUAUCAAAGAGGGUCAGCCUGUUGUUUUCACUUACGAGGUCACCUUUGAGGAGAGUGACAUCAAGUGGCCUUCUAGAUGGGACGCCUACUUAAAGAUGGAGGGUGCUAAAGUGCAUUGGUUCUCUAUCCUUAAUUCACUUAUGGUGAUCACUUUUCUUGCUGGUAUUGUUCUUGUGAUCUUCCUGAGGACUGUUAGGAGGGAUCUGACCCGUUAUGAGGAGCUUGAUAAGGAGGCACAAGCACAGAUGAAUGAAGAGUUAUCUGGUUGGAAGCUUGUAGUGGGAGAUGUUUUCCGUGCACCAUCGAAUCCUGCUCUGUUGUGUGUGAUGGUUGGGGAUGGAGUUCAGAUUCUUGGUAUGUCUGUUGUGACAAUAUUGUUUGCUGCACUUGGAUUCAUGUCACCAGCAUCCCGCGGAACGCUGAUCACAGGAAUGCUGUUUUUCUAUAUGAUACUUGGUAUUGCUGCUGGUUAUGUCUCAGUUCGGAUAUGGAGGACAAUUGGAUUCGGCGAUCAGAAGGGUUGGGUUUCAAUCGCAUGGAAGGCCGCAUGUUUCUUCCCAGGCAUUUCCUUUAUGAUUCUAACAACCUUGAACUUCCUAUUGUGGGGAAGCCAUAGCACUGGAGCCAUUCCAUUUUCACUCUUUGUAAUACUAAUCUUGCUUUGGUUCUGCAUAUCUGUACCCCUUACCCUUGUUGGUGGGUACUUUGGAGCCAAGGCACCUCACAUUGAGUAUCCAGUUCGAACCAACUAAUU
Cajanus cajan (pigeon pea) is the source of this 1136-nucleotide messenger RNA. The record is from RefSeq and is a predicted model, not a curated record. Lineage: Eukaryota; Viridiplantae; Streptophyta; Magnoliopsida; Fabales; Fabaceae.